AUGGCACAACUAUCUGGGUCUGAGGACAAGGACCCCAUCUACGGGGAAAUCAGCCUGAAAGCCUCCAUUUGGAAUGCGAAAUAUGCCAUGGCUGAACCACACAGGCCAGAGAGACCCUCAAACCCCGAUCGCCUGUGGAUCUGGGAGAAGAAUGUAUACUUGGAUGAGUUUCGUCGAAGCUGGCUGCCCAUAGUCAACAAGAAUAAUGGCAAACUCCAGGUGACCUUUCGCCAGGAAGACAUCCCCUUGGGGCAUGGUAUGACACCUUCACAGCUGAAGCCAUAUGAGCUGCCUUUAAUGUGGCAACUAUACCCAGGGGAUCGGUACCGAAGCAGUGACUCCAGGUUCUGGAAAAUAGUGUACCACGUCAAGUCCAAAGGGGUGGAGGACAUGUUACUUGAAGAGAUGGACUCUGACGAUGAAUAA
Molecule: messenger RNA, 426 nt
Organism: Meriones unguiculatus (Mongolian gerbil)
Lineage: Eukaryota; Metazoa; Chordata; Mammalia; Rodentia; Muridae
Product: TCL1 family AKT coactivator A
Exons: 5
Coding region: 1-426 (141 amino acids)
Biological process (GO): positive regulation of peptidyl-serine phosphorylation
Molecular function (GO): protein serine/threonine kinase activator activity
Source: RefSeq, a predicted model, not a curated record